GCGUCGGCGGAAGAGCAGCCGGGGGAGGACGCGGCGGACGAGGCGGAGGCCCAGAUCAUCCAGCUGCUGAAGCGAGCCAAGGUGAGGAGCUCGGCCGGGCGUGCGCGCUCCCCGCUCCGGUUUCCCGAGGCUCGGAUGGAUUGGCCCCCGGUGGAAGGUCGGGAUCCGUCCGGACUGGUCCGCGGCGAAUCCUGCAGCAAACCCGCCGCAGUCUUGAGCAUCAUGAAAGAUGAGCCAGAAGCGGCUGAGCUAAUUUUGCAUGAUGCUCUACGUCUUGCAUAUCAGAGUGAUAACAAGAAGGCCAUCACUUACACUUAUGACUUGAUGGCCAACUUAGCAUUUAUACGAGGGCAGCUUGAAAAUGCAGAACAGCUGUUUAAAGCAACAAUGAGUUACCUGCUUGGAGGAGGCAUGAAGCAGGAAGACAAUGCGAUAAUUGAAAUCUCUCUGAAGCUGGCCAAUAUCUAUGCUGCUCAGAAUAAACAGGAAUUUGCCCUUGCUGGCUAUGAAUUCUGCAUUUCAACUCUAGAGGGAAAAAUUGAAAGAGAAAAGGAGUUAGCAGAAGACGUGUCAGUGGAAGAAAAAGCUAAUACCUACCUCCUCCUUGGCAUGUGCUUAGACUCUUGUGCACGCUACCUGCUAUUCUCCAACCAGCUAUCACAGGCACAAAGGAUGUAUGAAAAAGCCCUGAAGAUUUGUCAAGAAAUACAAGGAGAAAGACACCCACAGACCAUUGUGCUGAUGAGUGACUUGGCUACCACUCUGGAUGCACAGGGCCGCUUUGAUGAUGCCUACCUUCAUAUGCAGAGGGCAUCAGAUCUGGCAAGAGAGAUAAGUCACCCUGAGCUGCACAUGGUGCUCAGCAAUCUGGCUGCCAUCUUGAUACACAGAGAACGAUACAUACAAGCAAAAGAGAUCUACCAGGAAGCACUGAAGCAAGCAGAACUGAAAAGAGAUGAGGUUUCUGUUCAGCACAUCAGGGAAGAAUUGGCUAAGCUGUGAAGAAAAAGUAGAUUUUUGACUUAAUUUUGUUAAGCUAUAUAAGUUUAUUCUGUUGUAGAGAGGAUAAUCUGUGGUAACCCAAAGGAGUGACUGUUCCUUAAUUGUCUGGACCCUAAGCAGUGGUAUACAUCAUUGUUGAAAUUCAGCUUUGUUCAACUCAGCCUCGGUGAAGGACAAGUUGUAUGCACUGCCACUUUUGUUUAUAAAUUUAUUUAACUUUGAGAUGGGGUGUCUCUAUGUGUAGGCUGGCCCAGAAAUUGCUGAUACUCAAGGUUGGCCUCCAACCUGGAAUCCUCCUCCCUCGGCCCCGCAGGUGCCUGGCCUACCUUUGUUUUUAAGGGGAAACAGCUUCCAUAAUGUAAUGAUGCUUCCCGUGCAACAUGUAACGUGUGUUCACGCCAGUCAGAAAAUUACAAGCCAGGUUCCCGCGAUAUGGUCACUAGACCCCAUAAGAUUUUGGUUCAUGCUUUCUCUUCUCUAUCCAUUUCUGGCAAACAAGUUACUUGUCUCCUGGCACAGGAGGAUUUUGGGGAGUUCUCCUAUAGACUAUUUUACUGCAGCAUUGUGAGAUUUAACGAACAUAGGAGGGAAACUGCUAAUUCUUGUUGGCCACCAUUAGGCAGCAUUCACUUCUUAGGAAGAAAUGAGGCACUUGAACUGCAUACCCCGUUCAUAUGUAACUACUGAAACUGGUGGUGGCAGAAGGAAUGAAGGAAGCCCUUAGCAGCACUGUCUGAGCCCUGGGCUUCCUUUAUCACCAGACACACACAGUGGAGUCAAACUGAACCCAGUAAUGCAGACAGCACCAAUGUGUACCUCGGUAAUGUGAAACCACUGACCUGGAUCCUACUUAGCUCUGCUUUUUCAUUUUGCAAUCUCUUGUUUUCGCAGCUGUAAAGUGUGAGACCAGUUAGAUUCUUUGAUGACCUUUAUCACUGCCUUAGACUAUAUAAAUAUUAGAUGCACGGUUGGAUGUGUUCACCUUUGCAGUCUGGCAAACGCCCAUCUAUCUAAGAGAAAGACAAACUUUCUGGGUGCCCUGAAGGAACACUAGUUAGUGGUGUUGGCAUGCCCAUGGAAGUGGGUGGUGUGAGUAGGGUGGCCAAUGGACUUCGGUUCAUGUGUUUGUACUGGGAAAAUCUUCAUAAUAAACGAGAGACUAUACAAUA
Molecule: messenger RNA, 2171 nt
Organism: Psammomys obesus (fat sand rat)
Lineage: Eukaryota; Metazoa; Chordata; Mammalia; Rodentia; Muridae
Gene: Ttc19
Product: tetratricopeptide repeat domain 19
Exons: 9
Coding region: 136-1002 (288 amino acids)
Biological process (GO): mitochondrial respiratory chain complex III assembly
Cellular component (GO): mitochondrial inner membrane
Molecular function (GO): protein binding
Source: RefSeq, a predicted model, not a curated record